Messenger RNA from Tigriopus californicus, 1548 nucleotides. RefSeq lists its product as uncharacterized. Lineage: Eukaryota; Metazoa; Arthropoda; Copepoda; Harpacticoida; Harpacticidae. Gene Ontology annotation, cellular component: mitochondrion. Bases 308 to 1069 code for a protein of 253 amino acids. Gene Ontology annotation, molecular function: glycine N-acyltransferase activity. The record is from RefSeq and is a predicted model, not a curated record. The transcript is spliced from 5 exons.
GAAACAUUUGAUCAAGUGUGACAAUUAAGAUCACAUCCUAAAUAAAGUAUCUUGAAGUCAAUAUUAAGCCGACUUUUUUCAGAUUGAAAAUAACACAAUAUAACUGUCUGUCUUUCAACUGACUGAGUGGUUUUCGCAAUGUAUGACAGUAAAAUUAAGCUUCCUGCACAACAUACGGGUACACACAUCUUUCACAGAUGUGUCGUGUGUUGGGCUCAAAUUUCUCCCAAACACUUGAUUAGUAAGUCUUCAUUAUCGUUCGCACACGUCGAAAUAUUUAAUGAGCUGAAUUGAUACUUACAAUCUUAUGUUUUUCGGACAGUUUACUCCGAGCAAUCGGGGCGAACAAGUAAGAACAAUGAAGCAAGUGUUCGAUUUGCCAGCCUUGCAGGAGACUCUAAUUCAAGAGUUGCCCUUUUCCAUCUUGGCUUUAGAGUCCGUGAAGCAUCAAAUCAAAUACAAUAUCCAGCCGCCCAAAAAAUGUUAUGUGUCCGAAAACGAAUGCUCCUCUUUUGUCGUGAUAAAGGAGCAAUUUAACAAAUCCCUCCCCAUGUUUACUAUUUUCUGCAAAGAAAGUGACGCUUCUAUGGCCGAGCAUGAAUUGAAAGACAUCAUUCCAUGGGAUCAGCCUUGGGCGAUAGGUGGAUUGCCAGACUAUUUAGUAGAGAAUUUGAAAGCCAAAGCCCGGAUUCAAGGACCAAGCGAACUCUUGGAAUUGAGUGAAAGUUGGGUCGCGAUCCUAGAUCCAGAGACUUCUAUUCCUGGGAUCGACAUUCCUCCAAACUGCAAAGUUCAACACGUUGCCCUGAGUGACGUAGAAUUUAUGGACAAGUUGUGGAAGUUUCGAUCGAGUUCCAGUCUCUCUAUGUUAGAGGCUCAAGCUGAGCGUGGAUUGGCCUUUGGAACCUACGUGGAUGGCGAACUGAAGUCCUCGCUUGUCACAUUCAAUUUUGGUCCUCUGGGUGCGUUGGCCACCGCUGAAUCUCAUCGAAAGAAGGGUUUGGCCCAAAUGGCUUUAACCUAUGCGGCUAAACAUCUUCGCUCUGAAGGCCGAGCAAGAAUUGAAUGAAAUCAUUCGAUGGGAUCAGCCUUGGGAAAUAGGUGGACUGCCGGACUAUUUAGUUGGGGCUCUAAAAUCCAACGCCCAGAAUCAAGGAUCUAGGGAGAUUUUAGAAGAGAGCGAAUGUUGGGUCGCAAUCUUGGACCCAGAGACCACCAUUCCAGAAAUGAAUAUACCUCCGAACUAUAAGGUUCGACACGCUGCGGUGGAAGACGCCGAGUUUAUGGACAGAUUGUGGAAGUUUCAGUCAAGUUCCAGUCUCCCUAUGUUGAAAGCUCAAGCUGAGCGUGGUUUGGCCUUUGGAACCUACGUGGAUGGCGAACUGAAAUCUUCGCUUGUCACAUUCAAUUUUGGUCCCCUGGGUGCCCUGGCCACCGCUGAAACUCAUCGUAAGAAGGGUCUGGCCCAAAUGGCUUUAAUCUACGCAGCUAAACAUCUACGCUCUGAGGGUUUGACGCCAUUUGCCUUGAUUGAAACCUUCAACAAAC